AACACUGCCUGUUAAUAAAUAUGCAUGUGUGGGGAAAUUUAAAAAAAAAUGUUAAGAAUAAUUUUAAGAUUGACGGAUGGAUGAACAGAUAGAUCUAGGAUGUAAAGUGGACACUCGCUCAAUAAAGGAGGAGGGCUGUAAUUUCUCGACCUCCACUGAAGUCUUUACCCAUAAAUUGGAGCACAUGUGGUUGGCAAAAUGGAGCAUCAUUCUUCCAUCGAGAGGCGGAGUUAACCGGACCGAGAAGCGCUCCGUUGAUCUGAAUUUUCACACGGGUAAAGAGAGGCGCGCAGCUCGGUGCCUCCAGUAUUUGCUCUGUUGACGCAGUUCAAAAGAGGAAGGCAUUUAAGGGAGACUGAUGAGAAAGUAGAAGACCAUAUUAAAAAUAACAAUAAUAAUUGUACUGACCACUAUGGCCGUUCCUGCGACUCUUCCGGUUCACUCUGGGACUUCUGCGGUGUCCGGUAAACUCUUCAGAACCGACCCGUUCUUCUCGAGUCCCGCGGACUCACCGCGACUGAACAACUCACUGAACGCGACGCUUCCGAGCGGCGCAGCGACAAACGAAUGCAAAAUCGUGGAGGUGCACGGAGUGAAAGUCGCGUCUUUUAAUGUUGAUGGCCAGGAGCUUAUUUGUCUCCCGCAAGUCUUCGACCUUUUCCUUAAGCACCUUGUUGGCGGACUGCACACCGUGUACACGAAACUCAAGCGUUUGGAUAUAAACCCGGUGGUGUGCACCGUGGAGCAGGUGCGCGUCUUGCGCGGACUCGGUGCCAUCCAGCCCGGAGUGAACCGCUGCAAACUCAUCUCCAGAAAGGAUUUCGAAGCGUUGUACAACGAUUGUACCAACGCAAGCUCUCGUCCAGGCCGCCCGCCGAAGCGUUCCUAUGGGGCCGGUGUCCAAGAAAGCCCCAGAAUCCUCCACCACAGAGCAAACAGCCUUCUGUCUCCAGCCCUGCUGUCACCCACAGGUUUAACAACAGCCGCCAUGGCUGAAGCUUUGAAGAUACAGAAGAUGAAGAUGAUGAUGAAUCUCCACAAGACCCACAACGGCUCAGAAUUCGAUUCAGAUGAGCUCAACUCUAAUACAGGAUGUAGCACUUUGUCCUGGGAGAGAGAGAAACAUUCAUCACCUGCUUCAGAGAAAACACAGCACAGCUUGAACAACUCUCAGCUCAACUCUCUCCAACACACCCAUCUACUGGCCAACAGACUGGACUUGCCCUUCAUGAUGAUGCCCCAUCCCCUGCUUCCUGUUGGACUUCCUCCUGCCUCUGUUGCCAUGGCAAUGAACCAGAUGAACCACCUUAAUACAAUUGCCAACAUGGUUGCCAGUGCACAGGUGCACAGCCCCGUCUCCAGGCCGACAUCUGCCAUCAAGUUUCCAUCUUGCAAAUCUGUUUUUUUCUACCCGAAAAUAAAAAAGCAAGAGUGUUUUGAUGAGAGCCCUUCUGUGACACCAUCCAUAGAUGGGAACGUUCCUCAGAAAACUGAACCUUCACCUGAACAAACCAGUUCAGUUCCCAGCAGCCCCACACAGCCUUAUACACACUCUCCUCAAAAAACAGCGUAUGACGUUCAAUUUGAUGAACAAAGGGAGACAGACUCAACUCUGCAUAUGAACAGACUUUCCAACGACAGGGUUGAACAAAAUGCAGUGAAACCAACAAUCUUUGAGAAGGUCCCAACUCAGUCAUUGUCCUCUGGCUUCCCUGCUUCCCUUCUUUUCACAGACGGCCUCUCCUCCGUCGAGACGCUGCUUACCAAUGUCCAGGGCCUGCUAAAGGUGGCUUUGGAGAAUGCCCGUCUGCAGGAGAAACAGCUUCAGCAGGAGAGGAGAGAACUCAAGAUGGAGCUGUACAGAGAGAGAGAGAUGAGAGAAAGUCUAGAGAGACAGCUCACCUCUGAGCUACACAGUCGAGCCACCAUUCAGAGACGUCUGAAGAAGGAGAAGAAGGCAAAGAGGAGGUUACAGGAGGCGCUGGAAUAUGAGUCCAAGCGGAGAGGGCAGAUCGAGCAGGCCUUACAGCAGGCCACCUCAUCAGACUCUCUCACACACGAUCCAAUCAGUCUGGACAUGGAGACGGAGCGAUGCAGAAGCCCGGAGGACAACUGCUUGUUACAAGAAAGCAGAACAUACACAAAACAUCCAAUAAUGUACUAAGAAGAGGUCGACAAGGAAGUUCUCCACAUCACACACACUCACAAACACAGUCAACUUUCCGAAUGCUGUUUUCACUGAAGAGAGGACUUCAAGAGGGACUUUAGGCAAUGAGCUACAUGGGAGAAGAUUGUCUUUUUGACCCAGUUGAAUGCUCCAUCUGCACAACAUUCCAGAAUCUGUUGUUUUAUCCACAUACAUUGUGCUUAAUUCCCUGUUCAGGCUCUGUGGAGAGCACUGUUGUUGUACCGUUACUUGUUUUGAAGAAGCGUUUGGAAGCAACUGGAUGCUGUUUUGACAUUAUCCCUUCAGGACAGUGACCUCCAGUCUAAUGCCCUCAGGACAAGCUGAGGAAGAUGUAAAAAAGGGAGAAAAGAGAUGCAUCUGGCUUGUGUUUCAUUCUUGUUGAAAGACUCUAAGAGUGUGGAAUCUUACAUUUUGUUGCAUUUCUCUUGUAUGUCCAUCUUCUGGUUCUUCAGUCCAUUUGUAUCUCUCUUUGUAGGUCAGUUUAGCUUCUUAAUACUGUGUAAAACAUUCACCUGUUUAGUUUGAGGAAUCUUAUGUGGGAGUUGUGGGAGUGUUGUUUUAUUGGCUUUUCAGUCAGAAGGAAAAACUACUGAAUGUUUUUGAACCUUUCCUAAUGAGAAAUACAGUAUUACAAUCACCUUAUUCAUUCAAAAGUUUUUGCCCUCAUUAUUCUAAGGAGAUCUUUGGGUUUUUUGCAACCUGUGGAUAUUGUAGAUGUGGUUUCAUGUUCUCAAGCAUUUACAGAUUUGAUUCACUAACCAUUUUAGCAUAAGCUAAAACUAGACUCUAAGACCGCAGAGGAUAUUUUCUUAUGCAUUUGGCAUUUCCCCCAACACGCGAGUCUUUAUUUAGUCUGUGAGUUACUUAAAGAGGAAAGCAGACUUCCCGCGGCACAGAAUUCCCUGCUGGUGUUGUCAGGAUGAGCCAUCUAUCCUAUAGGCACUCGAAUGCUAAAUGAUGUCUUGAAAGGUCUAGAUCGAUGUCUGUCACCAUUUUGUGCACCAGAAUGAACCGAUGACACAAAUAAACAAAGCGAUGCUCAUGUCACCGGUGUCACCUUGUCGUCAGUAGCGUUCCUGAUGAAGCGAAAGCCAUCAAACAAUCCUAUUGAUUCAGGUCAUGCAAAUGAGACCCCAUUAGAGCUUAAAUGCCUCCGCUGGUACAUAUCGGCCUUUAUUGACACGUAUCAAAGUCCUCAUUAACAUUCAGUUUGUGGGCUUCUCGUGAGCCAAGUAUUGUUCCAUAAUGAUAUUUCUAGUCUAAAAAGGCACUCCAACAGCUCCAGCUGUGUAAUAUCCAAACAAGGAUAUCAUGACUCAAAGUACAGUACGGUAACAUGGAUUUGUAAUAUUUUUCUUUUGCAUACUUUAGGAAUAUCACCCGAGACCAUAAAUCUGUGGGGACCAUAAAUAGAUUUGAAAACAAUUCACUCUGAUUUGGAAUUGCUCCCUAAAAAUGGGAAAUGACCAUUUGGGAACGUGGGAAAAGUGUGGUUUCAAAACUACAGCUAGCAAAAGAUAGGAGCGGAAGAUAAACAUAUGUGUUUAGGAUACAGAAAUGCCAUCUGUUUUGCUAUGAUUGUUUUGUGAGAAAUAUAUCAGUACUUGUAAACUUGAAGAGGACUGUUGCGUUUGUUUAUGUAUUCAGUUCAUUUCAACAUCCUGGAAAUAUAUUAAUUUGGUUAGACACAAGUUUUGAGUCUCUGUGUUAAAGGAACUGCAUACAGGAUAUUGUGUGAGUAUUAACUAAGCAGACUGGAAACAAAAAAAUAAACUAUAAAAAUGAAAUCUCAAUCAAGGACGUAAUCCAAUACACUGAAAAAGAAGAAAAUGCUAAUUUUUACAAAGAAAUGGCAUGCAACAGUGAAUUAAACAUUACAUUUUAAAGCAAAAAAGA
Labeo rohita (rohu) is the source of this 4084-nucleotide messenger RNA. It is a transcript of the gene dachb, whose product is annotated as dachshund b. The transcript is spliced from 13 exons. Bases 413 to 2164 code for a protein of 583 amino acids. Lineage: Eukaryota; Metazoa; Chordata; Actinopteri; Cypriniformes; Cyprinidae. The record is from RefSeq and is a predicted model, not a curated record.